GACGAGGGGAAGGUCAGCUCGCCACUGCGGGUCAUUCUGCUAAAGUGCUUUCAGUGCUUUCUCACCGAGCUUCAUGCGAGACUGGAAAAGGCCAUGAACACGGAGUCGGCGCUCGCAGGCCUGCUCAAGCUGCAGCGGGUUCAGAAGUCGGAAAUGGGAGUGUUGCAGUGGAACUACUUUCGCUACGAUGCCCAGACCAAGACGGAACAGCUCAACAAGGAUUCGAUGCCCGUCGAUGCGGAGGACUUGUUGGAGCAGCUUCAGAAAGCCAUUCGGCUCCUCAGCGCGGACACCCUCCACCGCUUUCAUGCCACCAGACCAUUGGCAGAGAAUUACGAGUCGGAGAGCAUCAGCUUCUUGAUUCAGACUUCGCUUCGCGGGAAGUUUCUUGAUCAGCACCUCCGCGUACUAUCCCGUUGUGCAGUCGUGUUCUUGAUGGGAGCGAAGAUCAGACCAGAAAAGAUUCACGGAUCCGCAUUGGCACCGAGAAUUGCGGAGAUGCUGCGUUGA
This is a messenger RNA of Symbiodinium sp. CCMP2456, 510 nucleotides long. Lineage: Eukaryota; Dinophyceae; Suessiales; Symbiodiniaceae. The record is from the annotation of a GenBank genome assembly.